AGUAUACAGUGUAUACUCAGUUCCAACAAAGAUUAACUCUUCGGUUCCAAGUUCCAACUUUUCCGUUACAGACCUGCUCUUUGCUUAUUUAUAAUUCCAUUGCCAGUGUGGCUCGCAUGUAGAAGUUGUUCGGUAAAAACUAAAAGGAUUAUAGUAGUGAAGUCUUACGAAUUGUAUUGAAUCCUCUCAAAACUAUUUUAAUAUCAGUAACAAUGGUUGUCAAAGUUUAUAUAAGUGGAAUAUCUGGUAAUAAGGAGGUUAAGAAGAGACAACAGAGGGUUCUUCUAAUUCUAGAUUCUAAAAAUAUAAAAUAUGAUGUUAUUGAUAUUGCCGAGCCGGGUAGUGAAGAGCAGAAGGAUUUUAUGCAAAAUAAUUCAACUUCUCUUGGGGAAACUAUUGGGGAUCCCAAUCCUAGACAUCCUUUGCCUCCACAAAUUUUUAAUGAUGAUGUUUACUGUGGGGAUUAUGAUCAAUUUGAUAUGGCCAAUGAAAUCGAUGAAAUGGAGAAAUUCCUGAAAUUGGAAAUUGCUGAUUCAACACUGAAAUCUGAAGGCAAAAGCAAAAUGGAAAAUGGCAGUUUGCAUGUGGAUUCUGAGAUGGAAGGACCUAAUGAAGUCGUAGAAGAAACGAAAAAUGUGUUGUCGAAUGGUGAACAGGAUAUAGUUGAAGAAGCGCAUACAGAGAAUGAAAAUAUUCAGGAAAGUUGAACUUUAAUCAACUUCAUUUGAUCAUUUGAAUAUGUUCUAACUGGCGGUUCUUAUGCAAAUGUUAGUUUUCAAUAAUUAUCAUGACUGCACUGAUCUUUAUAUUACGCUAUUUUAUUUAUCUUUUCUUUGCCAUACUGCAAGACUUAUAUUUUUUGAUUGUAUAUAUCAGUGAGAGAUUAUUUAAGUUUUUGUAAGGGAUAAAGGUGCAGAAAAUGCUUGGCUUUAAACAUUGUUAUCCUCUAUUUUAUGAAAGAAUUACUUGUUGAUAUCCUACUUUUUAUUCAACUUUCCUUGUAAAUAUUCAAUAAAAUUUUCAGUUAA
This is a messenger RNA of Coccinella septempunctata (seven-spotted ladybird), 1028 nucleotides long. RefSeq names its product SH3 domain-binding glutamic acid-rich protein homolog. The transcript is spliced from 4 exons. The coding region runs from base 213 to 707 and encodes 164 amino acids. The record is from RefSeq and is a predicted model, not a curated record. Gene Ontology annotation, cellular component: cytoplasm. NCBI's taxonomy places the organism in Eukaryota, Metazoa, Arthropoda, Insecta, Coleoptera, Coccinellidae.